Vigna angularis (adzuki bean) is the source of this 3626-nucleotide messenger RNA. RefSeq lists its product as uncharacterized. The transcript is spliced from 7 exons. Bases 697 to 1449 code for a protein of 250 amino acids. The record is from RefSeq and is a predicted model, not a curated record. Lineage: Eukaryota; Viridiplantae; Streptophyta; Magnoliopsida; Fabales; Fabaceae.
AAUGGCUGUAUAAAGAUGAUGGAAACCUCUUACCAAUAAUAAUAAAUUUCUGUAUGAUAAUAAGGAAAAACCUAUUACCAGAAAAACAUUUCUGCAAUGUCCAAUGAAGCUACUGUCUCCUCAGGUCACCGAUUUUUUACUCUUCACCAUCAACUCGCUCCUAACUCAGCACUGAACUCGGUCACUGCUUUUUCAUCUAAGGUUCAUAUUUGUGCUGAAUGGUGGUGGCAAUGGGUUCAGCUUGCUUCCAAUGGAACUCUGUAUCAAAGAGCCAAGGGAUAUAAUUUUAAGUCAGUUGCAGUUAAGAAGACUUCAAAAACAUUAGAAAAGCUGACAUCGUGGACUGAUCUGUGCAACGUGACUGUUUACCUUCGUAACGUGGCAGUCACAGUGUUGUUAAUUAAAUUUGACGUGGCAGUGGCAGUGAUUAAAAAAUUCUGAGUUAGGGUUUGGGUAUUCGAAAUCGCAAUUUGGGGAUAAGCAUCUUGGAGGAACUGGAAAUCCAAAUUGGGUGAUCUUGAAGGUGAAAUCUACAGAGCAAAUCCAAUUCCGCAAAUCAGGGUUCGGGUAGUGGUCCACCAUGGUGGGACCUUGAUCAAAGAAGUCCCCUUUAAUUAUAUAGGCGGGGAGAUAGUUAAUUGGGACGUAGACCCCGAUAAAUGGUGUUAUUUUGGAGUAUUAGGUUCACUUAACCAUAUGGGUUACAUGCAAGUAGAAGAAUUAUAUUAUAGUGUCCAAGAUGUUCUACAUAAGGUUGAUGAUGAUAAAGGAGCUAUGAACAUGGUGAAUGUGGCUAAGUAUUUGGGGAAAGUGAACCUGUAUGUUGUGCAUGGGGUGGACGAAGCAACUAUCUUAGAAAAUGAUGAGAAUGAGAUUCUUUUGGUAUGUGAAGGUCAUGUAGAGAGUGGUGAGAGUAGUGGCGUAGGAGGAGAAGCACAUGUUGAGGGUGGUGAAGAAGGAAUUACAGACGUAGUGGAGGGUGCAGUGGAGGUUCAGAAUGACUAUGCAGUGGAUGUUGACAAUGAGGAUGUACGGGAUGUUGACAAUGACGAUGCAUUGGAGGUUCAGAAGGAGGAUUUACUAGAUGUUGACAAUGAGGAUUGGUUGGAUGUUGAGCAUGACGAUGCAUUGGAGGUUGAGAAGGAGGAUUCAGUGGAUAACGAGGAUGUUGAGCAUGAGGAUGCAGAAGAUGAUGAGGUUGCAGUGGAGGUUGAGAAUGAGGAUGAAGUUGAGGAUGUAAGUGAAGAAGCAUUGGAAGUGGAUAAUGAGGCUGAAAUUGAGGUCGAAAGUGAACAAGUACUUCACGUGGACAUUCAGGAUGGAGGGGAGGUUGAUAGUGAAGAAGAAGUGGAAGUGGAAGUGGAAGUGAACAGUGAUGAUGAAGCAGGAAUGGAUGAUCUGAGUGGUGAUGAAUAUGUGGAUGAAGACAGUGAAAAAGAAACCCAAUAAUGUAGGGGUUUGUCAGAUGAUGAUUGGGAGUCUGAUAAGCUUUUAACUCCUGAAAAUAGUGCAAGUGAGGAGGAUGACAAUGAUGAUACAAUAUAUGUAGGUCCUUUCUCAAAUUAUGCAAAACAGAAGUCCAUGGCAGAUUACAAGUGGGAAGUGCGCACUGUUUUUACUAACAGGGAAGAGUUUAAGGAUGCUAUUAGAAGGUAUGUUGUUCAUGCUGGGAGGGAUCUAAAAUUUAUCAAAAAUGAUAACCGUAGGGUGAGGGUGACAUGCAUGGGUGGCCAAGGUAAGUGCCCAUGGCUAGUUUAUUGUGGUUAUUUGUCAUCACGAAAAAUUUGGCAAUUGAGGAAGAUAAUUGAUACUCAUAGUUGUAGUAGGCAACUUAAUAUUAAACUGAUGAAUGCUAAGUGGUUAAGUCAGGAAAUAGAUAGAUCUUUAGUUGAGAAUCCUAGUUUAAAGGUCAAUGAUAUUCGUACUAAAGCAUUAAGAAAAUGGAAUACAAAUGUUUCAAUAUCCAAGGCAAGAAGGGCAAAGUUAAUUGCCACAAGACAGGUUGAAGGAGAUUUCAAAGAACAAUAUAAAAGGGUGUACGACUAUGGACAUGAGCUGUUGAGGUGUAAUCCAGGGUCAACAGUGCAGAUUAAAGUUGACUCUCAUAAUGGUGACCCAAUCUUUCAAAGAAUGUAUGUUUGUCUCAAAGCUUGUAAAGAUAGUUUCAUAAGCUGUAUGCCCAUUAUAUGUUUAGAUGGAUGUUUUUUGAAAGGUGUUUACAAGGGGGAGUUGCUGACUGCUGUUGGUAGGGACCCAAACGAUCAAAUGCUACCCCUUGCCUAUGCAGUAGUAGAAGUGGAGAAGAAAGACAACUGGACAUGGUUUUUGUAAUUGUUAAUUGAAGACCUCGGGGGCACUGAUGUAUGUGGAGGGUGCACAUGGAUGUCAGACCAGCAGAAGGGGUUAGUCUUAGCUAUCCAGGAGCUUCUGCCUCGGGCAGAACAAAGAUACUGUUUAAGGCACCUUUAUGCAAACUUUAGGAAAAGGUUUGGUGGACAAGUAUUAAAAAAUCUGAUGUGGAGUGCUGCAACCACCACAUAUCCCCAGGCUUGGGAGAGAGAAAUGCUGAAAAUUAAAGAAGUCAAUGUUGAAGCAUAUAAAUACCUCAUAGCCAUUCCCCCUAGGUUUUGGUCAAGGUCUCGCUUCACAGGUCAACCAAUGUGUGAUACCCUUGAUAACAACAUCACUAAAGCUUUCAACAAUGUUCUCAUUCAUGCAAGAGGAAAACCAAUUAUCAUAAUGAUGGAGGAUAUCAGAGUGUAUCUCAUGAAAAGGUGGGCCACCAAUAGAAGCAAGGUGACAUCUAUGGACUUCACAAUAUGCCCAAAGAUAAAGAACAAGCUUCAGAAAGAAUGUAAUUUGUCAAGAUUUUGGCUGCCAAGAUCUUUGAGGUUAGGCACAGUUCAUCCGUUGGGAACAAGUUCACAGUGGAUCUGGACACUAAAGAGUGUAGCUGCAGAAAGUGGAUGAUCAGUGGCAUCCCAUGCUGUCAUGCAAUUGCAGCAAUGAACUACUGUAAUGUUGAUCCAGACAAUUUUAUACCCACUUGCUUCAGAAGAUCCACAUAUGAAGAGGUGUAUGCGUCCAUAAUUUUUCCACUCAAUGGUCCCCAACUGUGGAAAACCACAAAUUUCAAUGAUGUACUACCACCACUGAUAAGGAAGUUGCCUGGGAGGCCAAAGAAAAAACGGAAGUUGGAGGCAUGGGAGUUAACUAAGGACAACACUCAAAUGCGUGUUGGAGGGCAUAGGAAAAAGUGUACCAUUUGCCGUCAGACAAAGCACAACAGGAAUAACUGCCCUUUACAGCCCCAACCAGCAGAAGCAACCUAACCACCAGAAGCAACCCAGCCAACACAAACAACCCAGUCACCAGAAACAACACAACCAUCACAGCCACCUCCAAGUUCCCAAUCAUCCCGUCCAACAAAAUUCAGAGUUAGAAGAAAAGAUAGAUAGAUAGAUGAAUUGGUUUAUUAUGUACUAUACUAUCUUUAUUUUGGUCAUAGACAUGUAUUGUCUCUUUAGAUGAAUUGGAGGUUAUAUGUAUUCACUAUCAUGUACUUUGGUGACAAACAUGUACUGCCUUUAUUUAAUGAAUCAAAGUGGUUUCAUCAUGUUUUGGUC